Molecule: messenger RNA, 201 nt
Organism: Plasmopara halstedii
Lineage: Eukaryota; Oomycota; Peronosporomycetes; Peronosporales; Peronosporaceae
Exons: 2
Coding region: 1-201 (66 amino acids)
Source: RefSeq, a predicted model, not a curated record
AUGUCGGACUUUAACUGUUGUCCUCGUACGCAUUACACUUCGACAUUACAAUUAUACUUUGAUAUCAACGUGGAUGGAACUUUGCUACGUGGAGCAUGUGGGCUAGAACAAAAGAUCACUACUCUCUUCAUUAUUGAACAUCGUGAUACAUCUGGUGAUUGCAAAGCAAGUACUGUAAUUAUGUGUACUUUACACAUUUGA